CCGGGAGGACUCGCUGCGGGCAAAGCACGGCGGGGAGCGGUGCGGAGCCGCCUCGGGGUCUGCGCUGCAGCGACGGUAGGGAGCGGCGAGUGGGUCUGAAACGGGGUUUGGAAAAGCAGCAGGAAGAAAGGCCGAAACGCAAGCACGAUUCUCUGCCAGCCGUGGGGCGAGGAGAGAUUUAAGAAGGCCGUCCUCGCACAGCGCUCUGUCUGCUCGGCAGAGCUCACACAAGAUCUGCUUGCGGGCCCCCCGCCCUGCUCCUGCAGACAGAGACCGCACGGGGCAGAGAUCUUCGUCUACCUCCUGCUGGUGUUCCUCACGUAAACGAACGCGUGGUUUGAGCUUACAGGCUGUAUCGGAGUCACAGGACAGAGCCUUCCAAGCGCUACUGGAGAAUGGCAGGGAGAAAAGUCCUGAUAGUCUAUGCACAUCAAGAGCCCAACUCUUUUAAUGGAUCUUUGAAGACGGUUGCUGUGGAAGAACUGAGCAAACAGGGCUGCAGUGUCACAGUGUCUGACUUAUAUGCAAUGCAAUUUGAGCCACGGGCAACAAGAAAUGACAUUGUUGGUUGCUUGCACAACUCAAACGAGUUCAGUUAUGCAGUGGAGACGACAGAAGCUUACAAGAAAGGAUGUUUGUCCAAUGAUUUGAUUGAAGAGCAAAAGAAAGUGCAGGAAGCAGACUUACUGAUUUUUCAGUUUCCCUUAUACUGGUUCAGCAUGCCAGCAAUCAUGAAAGGCUGGAUGGACAGAGUCUUGGUCCAAGGAUUUGCUCACGAUUUUCCAAACUGCUAUGACUCUGGUUUGCUCAAGAACAAGUUAGCUAUGUUUUCUUUCACUACUGGAGGAACUGAGGAGAUGUAUGUAAAAGGAAGCAUGAGUGGUGACAUCCGUUAUAUCCUGUGGCCCAUGCAGCAUGGCAUCAUGCACUUUUGUGGUGUCAAAGUCCUCAAGCCUCACAUCUGCUUUGCUCCAGAAUACGUCUCUGAGGAGAAAAGGAAGGAGAUGCUUAGUGCCUGGGCACAGCGACUGAAGACUCUUUGGAAGGAAGAACCCAUCAACUGCACUCCUGAGUGGUAUUUUAGUUAAUAUUCAAGCACAAGACUACAGAUACUUUUUCCAUUCUUUUUGGUACUUUAUCUCAAUAUCAGAAUGUUAGCUUCAGAAUUCACAGGCAUUAUAGGUAUCUUGAAUACUACAGUUGGCAGCUUAGCUGUCAAUAAAGCAUUUGUCUUUAUUGAUUUCUGAAGGAUUCUCUUCAAUGAUGGAUGCACAGCUCUUUGUGAAGAACUAUCCUUGCCCAUAUAAACAGUGACUUUCUGCCUGCAUGUGGUUAGUAACACAAGAGUUGCAAAUUAUACCAUUACUGCUUAUGAAACAGUAAAGUACAUCACCAAUUCUAUUUCAACACUCUUCAUUCCAACUGCCUCUUUGUUUUUAUUGGCCAGGAAAUCACUGCCUAUACUCAAUCUCAUUGUGGCCAAACCUAUUUUUAUUUUUAUUAUUUUUUUUUUUUUAAACGACAGAUCUACGCUUGUGCCUUUCAGCUAUGAAGCUUGACUGCAGAUAAAUAAAAGGAUGUACAGUUGCACAGUGACUCAGCAAUAGACGAUUUUUGCCUUGGUCCAGUAUCUCUUGUGCAUGAAAGUGAGUGGGAAUAAAAUGGAAAAUGUCAUAUGCACACAUUGUGGGGAAAAGUACAUUUUUGUCCAAAAGACACAAGGAAAAUAACUUCAAGUUACCUAAAGAGGGAUUGAAGAACAAGUAAAACCCUUUCUGCAGGAAUUAUUAUUCCCUAAAGACAACUAAUGAAACUAUAUCAGAAUUUCCCAGCACAUCCUGUAUGCAUUAUUUCGUGCAGUGGAGUUCGCACCAGAGACACGGGCAAAGAUGGAAUUGAGGUGUUACAUGGCACAAUAGGAGGUGUCUCCAUCAAAGCAAUCAAGACAGAAUAUAAUAGCUUUUAAAAUUAUUAUUUUAAUGAUCAAGCCUAAUUUCAAAUGUGAAGAUUUGCAGCUUCCUAAGUCCUUCCAUCAUGAAACCCAUGAAGGAAAACAAAUGUUUCCGAGAAAAUAAUCAACUCAAAACUGAGAUCAUCAUGGAUAAGGCUGCUAAGGGACAUAGUCAGGUUGACAGUUGGACAUGGUCAUCUUGAACAUGUUUUCCAGUCUAUGUGAUUGUAAAUGCAAAUAUUAAAGUUGUACAGGAGAGAAA
This is a messenger RNA of Lagopus leucura (white-tailed ptarmigan), 2213 nucleotides long. It is a transcript of the gene NQO2, whose product is annotated as N-ribosyldihydronicotinamide:quinone reductase 2. Bases 396 to 1088 code for a protein of 230 amino acids. The record is from RefSeq and is a predicted model, not a curated record. Lineage: Eukaryota; Metazoa; Chordata; Aves; Galliformes; Phasianidae. The transcript has 6 exons. Gene Ontology annotation, cellular component: cytosol. Gene Ontology annotation, molecular function: NAD(P)H dehydrogenase (quinone) activity.